Molecule: messenger RNA, 1821 nt
Organism: Triticum aestivum (bread wheat)
Lineage: Eukaryota; Viridiplantae; Streptophyta; Magnoliopsida; Poales; Poaceae
Exons: 3
Coding region: 193-1494 (433 amino acids)
Source: RefSeq, a predicted model, not a curated record
UUGCAACUCUUGCUCCUGCCAUUGAUCGGAACUCCCGUGCUUUCCACGCUACAAACUUACAAAGGCUGCCACGGUGCUGCCCCUAGCUCUGCAUCCACAGCAGCGCCGCGCGGUUCAUUCCAGUUCACCGCUUGCCUCGCUUUCCAACCCUCCCACAAAACCCUGACCCCCAUCGCAGCUCACCGUCACCAAAUGGCAUCCGCGCGGUCCAUUCCCCGAGCCGCCCGUUGCCUGAUCCUCUUCGCUCCCAUAGUCCCCGUCGCCGCGGUCACCGUUCACCAGUCCAACGCCAGAGCACGCGCGCGCGCAAGCCACCAGAUCGAGCGAGCCGACAUGGCAUCCGCGUCGCCGUCGUGGGCCAUCCUCGGCAGCGUGCCGCGGGUGGCGGCCGCCGACGCCGACCUCCCUCCGGGCGCCGACCUCUCCCUCGCGCUGCCGGCGCCGCCGCGCGUCGGGCUCCUCACCACCCCCCCGCGCAUCUUCGCGGACCGCACCACCUCCGACAACUUCCCCUCCGUCCUCGCCGUCGACCCCUCCGGCCUCCUCCUCCUCCACGCCAACCAGGGCCGCGCCACGGCCCCCACCGUCAUCAACACCCCCAGCCUCCGGGAGUUCAGCUGGCGCCCGUUCGCCCCGGGCUACUUCGUCCUCGACGCCACCACCGCCACCGCCCUGCCGCUCCCGAAACCUGAGCUCAUCAUGCACAUGGGUCACGUCGGCCUCAUCUCCUCCCCGGCGGGUGGCGGCCACUACAUGGUCGCCGAGCUCCAGCCGUUCGUUGGCGGUGACAAGGCCAUCCUCCUGCGCUUCUCGUCGGAAGUCGGAGAGUGGGUCAGCAAGUACAUCGGCUACCCGCUUCCUGCCAGGAUUCUGUGCCCCAACCGCGUGGUCUCGCACUCCGGGAGGCUCUGGUGGGUCGACCUCUCCUGGUGCCUCCUCACCUGCGACCCCUUCGAGGACACGCCGGUGCUGAGGGUCGUCCCGCUCCCGGAGGGCAAGGCGCUCAAGCCCAGGGAAGCUUGGGGAUUGCUUGACAAGUACCGAUGCGUACGUGUCAGCGGCGGCAAGCUGCGGUUCGUGGACAUGUACUCCAGGAAUCGUGACAGCCGCGGCGCUGCACAGAUCAGCGUCUGGACGCUCGCCGAUCCGGACACCACGGAGUGGACGCUGGAGUAUGAGGCCACCUUUAAGGAGAUCUGGGACGACGCGAGCUACAAGGCGACUGGUCUGCCCAGGAAGAUCCCCGUGCUUGCGCUCAUCCACCCCACCAACCCCGACGUGGUCUACUUUUUCCUCGACGAGCAUCUGCUCGGUGUCAACGUGCGUGCUCGCAAGGUUGUGGAGUGUGAGGUCUACGAGCUGGUUGCGCCGCCUAGCGAGCACGUCGCCACCCGUUUCAUUCACGCUUGGCAGCUGCCACCAGCUCUCUGCUCAGGUUCUGCAGAGGAGACUGAAGACGGCGUGAAUGAAGAGCUGCAGCAACUCCCUCUGUAAGACGAGACUGAGGAAUGAUAGCCAGAGUAAACUUCUUAACAGGUAGAGGCAGUAAUACCUAUCAAGUUAUCAGGUGGUAAUGGCGUCUUUGGGACAGCACUGGACUAAACGAAAUCGACAAACAUGGCCAAAACGUUUUUUUUAUUUUGCUUGUCACACUGUAAGUUCAGAUCAUCAGAUGUAGUAGUGCUGGUUUUAUAGUUUAGCGCUAUGCUUGAAUACUUGAUCCAGUGUCUUGGCUCAGAACUGAAGUGAUUAUCUGUGGCAGUAAGACAGUGAGCCCUUGUUAUGCCUCUAUCUCUUGUUGUCUUUGUCAAUCCAUGCUCC